GGAAGUGAAGGUAAAGUCGAAAAUUACUUCGGUCGGUUACUCGAACGUUGCGCGUACAGAGGUUAUGUUUCCCGAUGACCCCUCGACUCCCGCCUCCUUCUCCUCGUUAUCCCCUUUCCUUUCGUCGGUCUCUUCUUCUCUCCUCUUUUACUCUACCCUUCUUCCACGUCUCGCCCUUCAUUUCGCAUUUCGCCUUAUUUUUUCCCUGACAAACGUGUUCUUUCGCCGAUUUAAAAUCGCUUUAAGGGCAUCACCGCAAUUUUGGUAGGACGAUAUCCUAGCGACGCAGUGAAUUUCGAUCGCAGAUCGAUCGAUUACCGAUUUCGCGCAUUCUCUCUCUCUCUCUCUCUCUCUCUCUCUCUCUCUCUCUAUCUAUCUAUCUAUCUAUCUAUCUAUCUAUCUAUCUAUCUAUCUAUCUAUCUAUCUAUCUAUCUAUCUGUCUUUCUAUCUAUCUAUCUAUCUAUCUAUCUAUCUAUUUAUCUAUCUAUCUAUCUAUCCAUCCAUCCAUCCAUCCAUCCAUCUAUCUAUCUAUGUAUCUACCUACCUAUCUAUCUGUCUGCCUAUCUCUAACUAUCUAUCUCUCUCCGUCUCUCCCUUUUGUCUCUUCACGUCCUUUUCCUCUUUCUCUUUCUCGACCGCGAAUGCACUCGCGAAUGCACUCGACACGCACGCUCUCACACACCGACGUGUUCCGUUUCUUUCCUGCGAGACUGUGUCGUAGCCUUUCUCGUGGUAACGAGUUUCGUAACUUCCCUCGAUACAAAAGUCACGAACUAUCAGCUGUCAGCCUCCGUGUUUGUACCACCUGUCCUAGAGUCGAUUAUCCGCCUCUCCUUCCCUUUUAUACUUUAUACAUCACAAUUCUAUCCCUUUUUACUCCGCUCUGUAUAUUAAUCCAUGGGACGGAAUUGUUGACACAAAAUUUUCAUGAUUCCGCGACUUUCGUCCGCGACAGAAGAACGAGAACGUGAUAUAGCCGCGUGUCUACGAACGGGGCGAAGUAAUCGGAGCAGCAAGAGAGGCUAACCGAGUUGAACAGUCAUGAUAUUUCGGCGCGCAGGCUUUCUGGCAUGACGGCGUGACCGGCCUUGAGCCCCUCUGCGCUCCCCUCUUGCACUCUGCGCCUCUAUCCCCACCUCCCCGGGGUAAUACACGAUGCACAGUGCGGAUCAGUGCUCCUUAACGCGAGAUUCUUGUGGCUGAAGGUUUUCUUCUAUCGCGCGCGCGCGCGCACGCUGACUUCUUUCUCUCGUAACGCGCUGUAUAUGGACGUUUCGUGUUCUAAGUGAAUCCGUUAAGCCAAGAAGACGAGUUAUCGAGCUCCAGUUCGACCUCUAACUCGUCUACGAAACUACUAUGUUGACUCGUCGACGCUCGACACCUUUAUGUGUUUAAAGAUCGAUAUGGAAAUUGGAAUUCACCAACUCAUGAUGCAAUUUGGUGACUUCUGUAUGUGAAACGGAGCUAUCGAAUUCCAGCCCGUGCUUGUCUACGCAUCCACUUUGUUAUUAUGUCGUUAUCGAUAUUUAACGUCUUUAUGCGUUUAAACAACUACAGAAAAAUUCGAAUUUCGAACGUUGGAAAAAUUCGAACGUUGGAGAUUCUUGUAUGUGGAAAGAAGGAUCGUCGUGGAAUAAGUAACGAAUAAAAUUGUGCAGAGAUCAUUUAAUUUAAAUCAUUUUCAUUUAAAUUUUUGGUUGUAGUAAUGCAGAGAAAAAAAAGUAAAUAUUGUUUUAAUAUAGUUUAAUAUAAAUAUAAUAAUUUAAAUUAUUUGUAGAGUGCUAGCAAUAUUUUUAGUAGUUUUAGUUUUAUCUAUUUGUGGAACGCUUUUAUUAGUACUAGUAUGUCGUGUUUCGUUUUUCUUUUAAUAAGGAUAUCACUUUUCACGUGUAUGAAAUCUUAUGUGAGUCGGUUUAAUCGCUCCGUGUGAGGUGAUAAAUGCAUUCUCAUCGAAAUGUUAUCCUAACGUUAUCAAAUCGAAGGUCGAACGCGAAAUCUAGCGCGUAGUCGAGUUAUCUUCGAUCAAGGAACUUGAAACGAAAGUCUGACAUUCUAUGAUCGUAUUGGAUUUUAAUUAAUGUUCGCUAAUGGAAUUUCUGUAUUUAUUACCAAAUCGUAUUUUGAUAUACCAGAAUUAUGAAAACUAUAUAGAACGAUGCAAGAAUUACACUGUUACGUAGACUAAAAAUUAUGUAAGAAUAAUUAGCUGUCCUGUUUAGGUUAUACGAUUCUUUCAUCUCAAUAUCGAUCUUUUUUACUUUCCUCCGACCUAAACUAUAGUACUUCUCAUUCCCCCCUUCCACGAUGAAGUUUUUAUAAUGGGAAGUUACUCGAAUUAAUAAAACACUCCAUUUACAAGAAUUAUUUCGAAAAUGUAAACUAUCGUUGAAUCGAAUCGAUUUAAUAUAUAGCGUAUAGCGUACAAUAAUCUUGUUAUGCCAGAGUUUAUAGUUUCUUGCUAGUUCAUAUAUAUAUUUAUUUAUUUAUUUAUUUGAGCUCGUGACAAGAGAGUAUAGGCAAUUAGAGGGAUCAGUAAUAGCAUAUAUAGAUAUUUAGUAUAGGAGAGAUAAAGAACGAAGGAGUAAAAAUAGGGCUGUAGACUGAUGAAGAAAUUGGAAAAGAAGAAGAAGGACAGUGCGAAGAUAAAGUGCGUAGCUAAUUAACUAGGUAAAUUAGAUGAAAAGGCACGCAGGCACGCAGGCACGCAGGCACGCAGGCACGCAGGCACCGGUCGUUCUUCGAUGUGCGAACGCACGCUAACGUGAUUAAUAGACGCCGAGUGAGAGAAAAUAGAAAUUAUCUGGAAGUAGCAGCAGAGGCUGGUUGCUCGAGAAGGCAGAAAAGUUGUUCCCAGAAUGCCGCAGAAUUUCACGACUGUCCAAAGACUGCGAGUCACGUCACGAGCGUGUGACGAAUUAACUAGCUGAGGAUGUCGGAGCAAAACGGGCCCGGCGAGGGCCCUGGACCGGGCCCAGGGCCGGGUCCUGGUUGGUGGCCAACCUCACAGUCCUGGAAGACAAACUCCUGCACCGCUGCCUCCUCGUCCACUUGUUCAACCGUUCCAGACAACUCCGCCUCCGUCUCUGCCUCUUGCACCACCUCUACGUCCUCCCUGGCGACCACCACAUCGGCCACUUCGUCGACCAGCUGCUGUUCCUCCACUCCUGGCGGUGGACCGUCUUGCACGAUCACCGCGGCCCGCUCCUCCGAAACGGGAAAGAACGUCUCUGUCACGACGAUCAAUGUACCCCCUAAUCAGGACAUGCACGAUGGCAAGGGUAUAUGCAAGUAUCUUGGCGGGCAGAAUGGCGUGACGGUAUCGGUGGUGUCGAGCUGUGGCUCCAUACUGGGAUGUGGAAACGCGAACGUUGUGUCUACCACGGGGAUAGGCAGUAGCACCGGCACACAGAGUAUCGGCAUCGGAGUGAACAUCCUUGACCAGAGCACGGCGGAUGAUGACGCGGAGGAUAGCGACGUUGAGAUAAGCAAAAUCGACUUCCGAGGGGUGAAUUUGCGUACGAAGAAGAAGCGAGACGUGUCUGGUAGUCAGAGUCAAAGCGGGGAGAAAAUCGGCGAUGAAGAGGUCGAGGAUGGAAACGGUUGUUACGAUGGAAGCGACGCGUCUCAGCAACAACCGGAGAGGCCCAUGUCGUGGGAGGGAGAACUAUCCGAUCAAGAAAUGUCUUCCAAUACGAUUACAAAUCAAGAUACACACGAGGACACGUCAAUGGAGGGUGUUCAAGUAUGUGGCGCGAGUCCCGGGCCAAUGGAACAAAAAUUUCCCAUAAAACCAGAGCCAGAUUUUCAGUCCAACCCAGGCUUCACGUUUGGCUCUUUUCACGACACCGGAUUACCUCUGAAUCACGGCCAGCAAAUACAACAACAGCAACAACAGCGCAACAUUGAGAAUCUUGAACAGACACAACAAAACGAUUUGCCUCUUCUCGUAGGAAAAUUACUUGGUGGUUACAAUAGUUCGACACCGAAUCACAGUCCAGUGUUGAAUCCUAGACACCAUUUAACAAAGCAUAGCCACACGAGAUCGCAGGUGCCGUCACCGGACUCGGCCAUUCAUUCCGCAUACAGCGUAUUCAGCUCCCCGACGCAAAGUCCUCACGCAGCUCGCCACUCCCCCCUGGGCGCGGCAAGUCCAGUUCCAUCUUCGUCGCUAUCCUUGUCGCGACACAGUUUCAACAAUUCCACUUCCUCGUUGUCGCUCUCGUUGUCACACUCCCUCUCGAGAAACAAUUCGGACGCCUCGAGCAGCUGCUACAGCUACGGCUCUCUCAGCCCACCCACACACUCGCCCGUCCAGCAACCGAGACAUCCGCAACAUCACCAGCAUCAAGUUGCUCAAGGAAGCCCGCUUCAUCUGCCAGCAACCGCUUCUUCCGCCAUUACUCAUCACUACGCUUCCUCUGCACCGGGUUCCGAGCUAUCUCCAGAAGGACACGCUGCUACAGACGAUCAGGAAGACUGUAGAAUACCCUCGGCACCGUCUGGUAUAUCCACGAGGCAGCAACUAAUUAAUACCCCGUGCCCAAUUUGCGGGGAUAAGAUCAGUGGUUUUCAUUAUGGAAUAUUCUCGUGCGAGUCGUGCAAGGGAUUUUUCAAACGCACCGUCCAGAAUCGAAAGAAUUAUGUGUGCCUUAGAGGCGCGGGCUGUCCAGUCACCGUUGUUACCAGGAAAAAAUGCCCCGCCUGCAGAUUCGAGAAGUGCCUCAGUAUGGGUAUGAAGCUCGAGGCGAUUAGGGAGGAUCGCACCAGGGGUGGCAGAAGCACCUAUCAAUGUACAUAUACCUUUCCACCAAAUUUUGUCGGUAGUCCUGCAAGUAACAUGUCCAGCGACAAAUUAGCUACCGGAGGAAAUUGUAGUCCAGCUCCAGCUGGUAACGAACAUCACUAUCCGGCAAGGCACCAUUCGAAUCACUCCCAUAAGAUGCAAGUGGUACCGCAACUUCUACAGGAUAUCAUGGACGUAGAGCACUUGUGGCAUUACAAUGAUAACGAUCGUAUGACUGGGAUUCAAAACGCAGGAACGAAUCUUACUAGAAACAACGAUUCGAUGUUAUUGAGUGUUAGAAGCAACGGAGGAUCUGGAAUAGAGAACGACACGGGUUCAGGUAUUGAGUGUUCCUCCAAUAGAACUACAGGAAAUGGUAAUGCUAGUAAUAGAAGAGACAACAGAUCAUGCUCCAAUGUUUCUAAUGUUGGUAACGAACAACACGCUGCAUCCGUUGGUAACAGUUCUCAAAUCAACAAUACGAAUUGCAAUCCAACUCAACAUCCUGAUUUUCUGUCGAACCUCUGCAAUAUCGCUGAUCAUCGACUCUACAAAAUAGUGAAGUGGUGCAAGAGUUUGCCGUUGUUUAAAAACAUUUCGAUCGAUGAUCAGAUCUGUCUGUUGAUUAAUUCUUGGUGCGAGCUACUGCUCUUCUCAUGCUGUUUUCGCAGUAUGAGCACUCCCGGUGAAAUUAGAGUGUCUCUCGGUAAGUCGAUUACACUGGAACAAGCUAGGCAGCUUGGCUUAGCGACCUGCAUCGAGAGGAUGCUUGCAUUUACUAACAAUUUGAGAAGGCUCCGAGUAGAUCAGUACGAAUACGUGGCGAUGAAGGUAAUAGUACUAUUGACCUCUGAUACGAGUGAACUGAAAGAACCUGAAAAAGUUAGAGCAUCUCAAGAAAAGGCUUUACAAGCAUUGCAACAAUAUACUAUCGCAAGGUACCCUGAAAUGCCUGCUAAGUUUGGUGAAUUAUUAUUGAGAAUUCCAGAUUUACAAAGAACAUGCCAAGCGGGAAAGGAAUUAUUAAGUGCUAAACGUGCUGAAGGAGAAGGCAGCUCGUUUAAUCUGUUGAUGGAAUUGUUGAGAGGAGAUCACUGAAUUAUUAUUACCACAUUGAACAAUGCCAUUCCACGCUUAUGAGAUGCAUAAGUUCAGGGAAUCGGAUGUAUUAAAUAAUCAAGGAGUAGCAGAAAUGUAAACAAACCCAUAAACAUUGCAGUCCAUGAUACAUUAGUUCUGGGUGAAGGGACUACAUUCUUGUAAGACUAAUUAGAGGUUCACUGUUUAAUGCAUAAAGCAAACGAGAAAUGAUGUUUCGUUUCUCUAUAUUUUUUUGUUUUUGUUCUUUUUUUUAAAAUUGAAAUUAAUUUCACGGGGGUGUUGCAUGAUACAACUCCACCUUGAAACAUAACGAAUUUCGAAGCGGCCUAUGGUAUGCUCGAAAUAUUCAGCAUGCAUAUUUCUAUGCAAAAGAGACUGAAAGUAUAAUCGAAGCAGAGAUGCAGAGCAUUUACUUUUACGCUAAUAUCAAUGUACAGAGAUAGAAAGAUUGAGAGAGAGAGAGAGAGAGAGAGAGAGAGAGAGAGAGAGGGAAAGGAAGAGUGAAAGAGAGAGUGAAAGAGAGCACAAGAGAGAGUGAGAGUUGGUAUCAAAUAGCAUAAAAAUGCUAAAUUUUAUUAGGUAGGUUCGAGUAAACGACGAAUACAGAGUUUUAACCUUGAUAAUUAUUAUUAUAAUAAAACAACCAGUAUUUUGUAUUGUUCUGCGCUUACUUAAAAAUAAGACAUAGAAUGAUGUCUUAUGUCCCGGUAAUGGAAGUGUACUUAAAACAUGAGUCGACCAAUUGUUUACUUAUAGAGCAGUUAAUCGUGUAAUAAUUAAUAGGUAAUAACAUUUAGCUUAUCAACAGAACAUUAUAAUUUUUAUCUAUUACACAAAUACAUUUUUUUUUUUUUAUUCUCUGUACGUUUUAAUAACACGCCGACAACGGAUGAAAGAUUUCGUACGAUAGCUUGAUACGUACAUAGCUUUUUAAACCGCGUGAAACGAUUUCUGAUAUUCUUUUUCUUGUAAAUGAAUUUUAUUUUGGGACACACGUUUCCAAAUUCUAUAACGUUCUAAAUUUGUGACAGUGAUAUUUUUGUCGGAUUUUUAUAAAAAUGACGUUUGUUUGUUAUUAAAAUUUUACGAUUAUUUUAUUGUUUAGAAACUAAGACAGUUUACGUUUGGUUUAUUAUGUUUAUAUAAAAAAUAUGUAUCCUUUGUCGUAACGAAACUAGAACGUUAGUACCAGUGAUUAAGGAUUCUUAUAAAAAAUGAAUAUAAAAUUAUAUUUGCAAUAUUUGGAAAAUUCAAUUAUAUUCGUCGAGUACUUUAUCGAAAGGAAAAGUUAAUUUGUUAUUGUUCGUUUAAUAUCAUUGUUAAAGAAAAAUUAUAAUGAAAAUUAUUAAAUUAUUAUAAAAGUUAUAAAAGUAUAAUGAAAAAUUGCGCUUUUGUUGUAAACUGGUGCAAUUUCUUAUUUCGAAUAAAUGCGAAAUUUUUUUAUAAAAAAUUAGUCGUAAAAUGGACGAGUUGAAGCUUCCUAUUUAAAAUGAAGAAUACUCAUGUCUAUCGUUGGUACUAUAAUGAGACUGUCAUAUCAACGCAUUAUUCUUUUUAUUAACACGGCAAUUACGUUUCUUUUGAUUCAUCGAUAAGAAUAUUACAAUAUGCAAUAUUUAAUCUGUAAUAUAACUUGUAAGAAUCGUCUUCCCAUCUUUAUAGCAGAUUUCCUUGUGCAGAAAGUGUAGGUUGACCUGUUGUAUAUCAUACAGAGUGUUCGAUAAAUAUGAUAAAAGACACGAGAAAGACAUUUUCCAUCAUUUUGAUUUCAAUAGUACUAUUACGAUAUUGCAGUUGAUACAAAUUUGUUUUUAAGAUAUUCAGAUAUUUAAUAAAAUAAACCUCGUAUUUAUCAAUUUUAAUGAAACACUCUGUGUAAACAUACAUAUUGCGUGCAUCGUGAAACAUUUUGUUUGUAAAGUUUAGUUUCCUCGUCGAAUAUCAAAUUCUUAUUCUACUUCUCAUUGAACAAAUAUUCGCUUGUUAGUCGUCUAAUGUGUUACAUCCUCUUCAGGUUACAAUACCGUAUAAUUUUUCAUAAGAAGAUUUUCUUGCCCGUAGAGGCCAACUUCUCUAUUUCCAAGGAAUCUUUUUUAAAUAGUUCUUACUUGGUAUUUGAAUAACAAACAAGAUUAAAGCAAAACUUCUAGUUAUAAAUAUAUCGAUGAUAAUACAACUUAUCCGAAUCUGUAGUAACCUACUGAGAAGAUAAUUCCUGCAAACAUUGUUUUGCUAUAAUUAGUUAUUGCCAUUGUAAUUAUUCGAAAGAAAGGGAAAGCUAUAUUAUGGCGAAAAAUACAGAGGGGAAAUGCAGUAAAGAAUGUGUACGCCAUUCAGGCUACAGUUUUUAAUAACAAACUAUGUAUAAAUAGAAAUUCGCCCGUUAAAAGAAGUAUUAUUAGUAGAUUAGUUAGUGAAAUACUAUGAAAAAAAUUACUGAAAUAUUUGUGCCUUCGAUAAAAUUUAGUAUUUUAAUCCUUUCGUAAUGCGAGGUAGACACGAGAAGAAUUAUAUUAAGAAGAUCGUGUAGAGAUAAUAUAAAUAUAUAAAACCAACAACCGACAGUCUGAUUAAAAUUAUUAGUCAACGAAGCAUUCUUUAACGAAACGAUUAUCGAACUUUCGAUAAGCUUGUUUCUCUGUUUCAAAGAAACUGCAGAACAAGCAUCCGAUGCUUCUAACAUCCGUGUUUUAUUCGGAAUUGAAAAUUUGCUCUAUCUUAUUUUAUCGAUACGAUAUCGAACAAAUACAAUUAUAUCAUGUAUCUUGGCAUAUAUUAUAUUUUACAUCUACCAUAAUUAAACUAUCUUUUAAUCAUACAUUGAACAAAAAGAGAAUCGAUCGGUAGCUAAAACGAUUAUAAAACUAAAAUUCAACCAGUAAAGUCUUUCACUUUUAAUUAGUCUAUGUCAAUUAUUCUGUAUAUGGUAGUGCUAAAUUUUAAUUAACUAUUUAUACGAAAGAACGAAAAUUUAUUUUAGAUCGGAAGUUUUUUACCAAUUAGAAGAAAAUAUAAAUUAUAUGACGCUGCUGUAAAUAUAAAAGUACAGAAUAAUAUUUUUCUGUAACGUAUGUAUAAAAGAUAGAGAGGGACGAAGAGAUUGAUGAGUCUGAUAAACGAAUAAAUUUAAACGUAGGAAAAAGAGUAGGAAAAAGUAGAAAAAGGAGAAAAGAAAAAGUACGUGCACGAGAAAGAGAAUAUCUGUGAAUGCAUAACAUUAAUUUAAAGGAAAGUGCACGGAAUAAAAUUAUAAUGACGUUAUAUUUAUAUUUAACUCGUUAAAAAAAUAAUCGAUUGUGAUCUAAAUUUGAUAAAAGACAAAGGAAUAUGGAUAUAUCCUGGAACGUCUGGAUACGUUUAUAGCUUGAUCAACUUUGUUUCACUUUGUUGUCCACUCAACUAUGACGAAAACUUUAGUUUAAGCACAUUAUUCGUUAUUAUUUCAUUGAUUCUCGAUUAAAACUUCGAUAAUAACAAUAAUAAUCGUCUUCCUUUUGCAAAGAUAUAGUAUUAAUUAUAUAAUAACAAUAAUAAUAAAAUUGGUCAAAAUUUAUUCACCAAUCAUGACAAUAUACAUAUGAUACGCUCGAAAUUGUGAAAUUCAUUAAUAUACGUCGAUCAAAGAGCUUAAAUACAGUACAUUGUAAUGAUUAAUACACAUAUAUGUACAUGUGCGUGUUGAAACUAAAGAAAUCGUAUGCUAGAAAUAAUAAAUAGUACUCGCGCAUAGUUUAAUGUGUAAUCUUUAAUAGGAUUAUCAAACGCAGCGGAGAACAUUUUUAUAUCAGAUGCAAACAUAUUAAUGAACUUUAUAUCAUGCACGAUGAACUGACUUGCAUUUAUUUUUCUUCCUAUACUAUCGUAUUUCCUCUUUUCUUUCUAAUAAUCCUUUCUCUUUUGAUAAGAACACGAUCAUUUCUGUAAGACAGGUGAAUGUGAAUGACUUAGAUUAUCGACAAAAAUAUUUGCUUGUCAAGUCAGUUAAUCGGACGAAAGCAGAUUGCGAAAAUAUUAUAAUCACGAAAAUACUUCAUAUUCCCAAUAUAGAAAGAUGGCUAUUUAAACGCAAUUAGAGGAUAAUUUUAUACAUACAACAUGUUCAAUACGAAAUAAAUACAUUUUUAUAAAGUA
This is a messenger RNA of Bombus huntii, 10015 nucleotides long. RefSeq names its product nuclear hormone receptor FTZ-F1 beta (gene Hr39). Gene Ontology annotation, biological process: hormone-mediated signaling pathway; tissue development; regulation of transcription by RNA polymerase II. The record is from RefSeq and is a predicted model, not a curated record. NCBI's taxonomy places the organism in Eukaryota, Metazoa, Arthropoda, Insecta, Hymenoptera, Apidae. The transcript has 8 exons. Bases 2930 to 5881 code for a protein of 983 amino acids. Gene Ontology annotation, cellular component: RNA polymerase II transcription regulator complex. Gene Ontology annotation, molecular function: nuclear receptor activity; zinc ion binding; RNA polymerase II cis-regulatory region sequence-specific DNA binding.